Messenger RNA from Sinocyclocheilus rhinocerous, 4996 nucleotides. Its product is annotated as zinc finger protein 618-like. The record is from RefSeq and is a predicted model, not a curated record. Gene Ontology annotation, molecular function: protein dimerization activity. The transcript is spliced from 13 exons. The coding region runs from base 1025 to 3514 and encodes 829 amino acids. Lineage: Eukaryota; Metazoa; Chordata; Actinopteri; Cypriniformes; Cyprinidae.
CCAAGCAGAUGAAAAAGUAGUUUGGUCAUAAAUGUAAAAAACACCUUGCUCUGCGCGGUCAGAUUUGCUAUUACAUAGAAGCCAGUUGAGUUAUUUUGCUUAUCUAACCCAAAAGAUGGGCCAGCUGACGUGAUGCCAUCCACAUUAAGGCAUUGUGUGAAAUUAAUGCAUUUGCAAAUUGAGAACCUGCCCUUGCGUGAUGGCGGAUGAAUGUGUCCGUGGGGCAGACCGCAACAUUAAUAUACCUCACCAACAGUGAAGCAUCGGCCGCCAGUGGCGUGGACGUAUCAGGAAGAGAACAGACAAAUUCACUGAAAUCAAAUUUGGGGAGUUCUGUUUCUAGAAGAGAAAAAAAGUGCCCCGGAAAGACCCGCUCGUUUCGUCAUUUUGAGAUCCGAAGGGGAGGAUUUCUUCAUUCCCAGAAAAUUUCUCCGCAUGACCCGCAUCAUUUUGGGAGGUAACAAAGUGGAGUACCCGCGUCUUUCCUCAUUCACAAAUGAUACAAUGUAACGGGCGCUUUGAUCGCAAUCAUCCGGAGCUCAUGUUUGUGUGCGCGGUAAGAUCUCAUCACAAUUCUCUCAAAUGUGAUCUGAAUGUGUUGUGCAGUGCAUGAUCUGUUGAUUUUUUUUUUUCUCUUUUUUUUUUUUCCCCCCUUUUUUGCGGAGCUGCUUUCGAAAUAAAGUUUUGCAGCGAGUUUGUGUUGCAGUGAAUUGUUGCAUCAGUCUUUCUGUCCUGCUGUCUGUGUGUUUGGAUCGAGCGGAGGCUUUUGCAGGAAAUUUGUGGAGUUGAAAUCAGACGGGGUAGGGUACAAUCUGAAAACACAAAAAGCACACGCAGCAGCCAUGUUUGCUGAAUUUUCCUGUGAAUUUUACUCCUCUCUGGCGACUGGAAAGAAAGAUCGUACUCUUGUUCGGCUGAAUUCAAGAAAAGCAGAGAAGGAGGGAGAGGAAGUAGAAGCGAGCAGUUGACUCUUUGAGCUCUGCACCACAAGUUUCCUUCACUCUUGCUGAUCAGACCUGGAGUCAUGAGUUGUCAGGAGGUGCCGAACCCCAGCCAGGAGCCGAAGGACACGGCUGUGGUCCCCACAGAGGCCGGAGCCACACAGGCAGUGCCAACAACGUCCCCGAAGCUUCCCUCAGUGAACGUAAAGACCGAGGUGGCGUCUCCCGUUGAGUCUGUGGCCAGUAACGGCAAAGCGAGUGAUGGCAACAUACCUGCUGAGAUCUGUGUUGUUUUGGGAAGCUCUCGUAACUCUCAAACACAAGGCUCUUACAUUUGUGGAGUAUGUGGCAAAAAGUACAAGUACUACAACUGCUUUCAGACGCACGUCCGAGCUCACACAGAGACCGAGGCUGCUGCUUCUGGAGAAGGAGCAUCUCUGGGAAUCAAUAGUUCUUUCCGCUAUACAUGUGACGUAUGUGGAAAAAAAUACAAGUACUACAGCUGUUUUCAGGAGCACCGAGACCUCCAUGCAGUUGAUGAUCCGUAUGAUCACGUGAUACCAGUAGAAGACCUUAAAGAGGACACUGAAUCCUACCAGAAAAUGGGACCAAAAACGGGAAGUUACACGUGUGAGUAUUGUGGAAAACAGUACAAAUACUUCAACCCCUAUCAGGAACAUGUGGCUCUUCACGCUCCAAUGAAGGGAAAUUAUGGCCCUAAAAUGGAAGGGAAAAUGUCUAACCAGUCAGGCCAGUCCAGUCGUGCCGACAUCAACAAUUCCCAGAACUCGAGUGAUACUCCAAACAGCCGGACCUAUUCUUCCCGUCCCAGCCCUCAGAAAACCUACACGUGUGGAGCCUGUGGAAUUCAGUUCCAGUUCUACAACAACCUCCUGGAGCACAUGCAGUCCCAUGCUGCUGAUAAUGAGAACCAUGUUAAAGAUGAGUCUCCGAAGCCAUGCCAAGCGCCUGUAGCCACACAGGAGCAGAUGUGGAAAUCUCCUCAGCCGGCACAACAGAGGAACCACAUACCAUCUUUUCAGAACAGAUUACUUCCAGAAAAGGAGAGACAACAAGUAGCUGAACGUUUACUGAGAGUAAUGUGCGUAGACCUUGGCCUUCUUGGCGUCCUCAGCAGCAAAGACUUCCUGAAGCUUGCACAGACCCUGGUGGACACGGGUUCACGUAAUGGGGCCUACUCCAUUCGUGAAGCCCUGGGAGAUAUGAGCUCACUGGCAUUAAAACAGCUCCCCCGUAUGUACAAUCAGGUCAAAGUAAAAGUCACCUGUGCCCUGGGUUCCAACUCAUCCUUGGGCAUUGCAGUGACCUGCCAUUCCCAGACUAUAGGACCAGACUCCUGCUAUUUGCUGACAGCGUAUCAAGUAGAGGGUGUGCGACUCCGUCGCUAUGUCCUGGGACUCAAGGAGGCCUCGUUAAGGGAGAGUCCUGAGCAAAUACACCACUGGGUCCAGAAUGUUCUGUCAGAGUUUGUCAUGUCGGAAAUCCGCACAGUCUACGUGACAGAGCCACGCUUGUCUUCGGUAGCCUUUUGCGGUCGCACCGGAAUUGGCCUUCGUUGCGCAGGUUGCUCUCUAACAGCCACGGUUCAGGCCGUUCUCGGUCGCCGCAGCCUGCAAGCACGAGGGCUCCAUGAACUAGGAGAGCUUCUGGCUACAUGUCGCGACAUUGCUGCAACGACCAGCUUCAGUCAAGAAGGGAAAGCUGCAGAAGAGCCUGCCGCUCUGCCCUGCUGGGAUGCAGUUGCAGAGGCCUUGCUCAAGGUACACGAGAACUUUGAGGCCACCUGUGAAGCGUAUGGCCGUUCGAAGAGCACUGUGCCACUCUUGCAAGGCCUGAACAAGCACCUGCUUGGCACGCUUGCAUGUUUGCUUGCGCCGCUAAGACAGGCAGCACAGGAACUGAGUGUGGAACGCUGCCCCACACUCCAACACGUCCUUCCCGUCUACCUCCGUCUCGAAAAACUUUUCACCUCCAAAGCCGGUGAAGCGGGUGCUGGCAGUAAGCUUUGCCACUACUUCCUGGAAGCCCUGAAGGAGAACUUCAAAGUGGAACGCGUCCAUCAAGUCGCAAUGAUCCUGGAUCCACAGCUUAAGCUGCGGCCAGUCCCUGCGUACCAGCAUGAGGAUAUUAUCUCAAGGGUGUGUGACAUGGCUGCUAAUAUGAGGGAAUCAAGAAGCAGUGGUUCUGGGGGUAUGUCUGUGGACGAGCGGGAUAGCGAAGGACCGUCAGCACCAAAGCGUGGCCGCCUGGACUGUGGAUUGGAGAGGCCAUCGUGCGAUGCUGAAGAGCCACAGGUACGAAAAGAGUUGUUCCAGUACCUCGGCGAACCACUCUUCAAUGGCACAGGUGACCUGUUGCAGUACUGGAGUUCGGUCAUGGACAGAUACCCCAGGCUGUCGCGGUUAGCGCUGUGGUUGCUGGCUGUACCGGCUGUAGCUGUGCAUGGAGAGUGCGUGAACAUCUGCGAGGAGACCUUAGCCAUGAAAAGAAAGCAGCAGGUCACUGCGGAGGAGAUGAACAAGCUGGUCUUCCUCAAGAGCAAUUUUGCUUGAGAUGGCUCAGGACUUUCAGCUAAUGGCACCAUAGACUGUUUGAAAUGGAGACUUUUUGAACCAGAUGUGCCGGUCACUUCUCUUUACUUCCAAAAAUCCUGUUUUACCGUAAGUGUCCAUCAAUGAGGCACAUGAUAGAAAUUUACCAAGGAAAAAGGUACAUUGACAACUAAUUCACAAACACCCCUUCAGACCAUACAGUAGCUUGACAUUGGCAGUGGCAACAGAAGCAACUCGAUGAAAAUACAGUCUGCGUGAGGACACGGAUGUGAACUUGUGUUUUCGAUGUUUCGGUUAAACUAUCGCUUAAAAUUGUGAUGUGUUUUUAUCAGUAUGUGGUUCAUCCAUCUCUCUUUUCUUUCUGUGGAAUCCAUCUGAAAUUUAGUCAAUGGAUUAUUGAAAUCAUACACAACAUACUUUCCAUCGAGAGAAGGAAAAAACGGGGUACUUAGAACAAGCCAUUUCUUUGCAAUUACGCCUUUAUGAAAACCACAAACACUCUUUGCUGUGACAUCCGAACGAUACCUCUCUUUAGCAGUUUAUCAGAGGGCAGAUCAAGCUUGUAGAGGUGUAAGUCUUGUCUUAGGCAGGCCCUGAUUCAGUAAUCUCAGUUAACCGGUUUGAGUGUGUUAAGCUCUUGUUCAGCCUCAGGAGUUUAAGGCCAGCAGAACUUAAAAUUUAUACUUGGGUCACAUAGAUAAAUGAUUUUGCAAUUAUUUAUUUUAAUUCUUUUUUGUCAGUUCUCACAAUAACGUUGCAAUAAAUGUUCCGUAGCAGAAGUUAUACUAUCAAGCUGACGUUGAUGCCUUGCACCUUUGUAGCAGCCUUUUUUUCCAUUACAGCACACUGGGAUAAUUUCCUUCUACAAUACAAUCUGCAAUACCUGAAACACUUAAACCCCAAGAUUGGAUCCCCAAUAAUAUUGGGUUAUGGAAGUAUAUAGGAAUGAUCUGAUGUUCCAGUCCAGUGGAUCUGAUUUAUUUAUUUUUUUAUUUUUUUUAAUUCAGAUCUUGUUUCUGAAAAAGUGGGAAUAGGGCUAUGAAAUACAGAAACUGUCUGUCUCUCACUGUCUCGGUACAAACCUCCUUGAACAGAGGCAGCUAACUGCAUUAUUGUUUGAAUGCAUUUUAAGAGGACAAAGCUAAACAAAUAUUUCAUUAUUUAUGCACUGGAUUUCUCUUAUCAUUAUUUUCCUCAUUUAUCUACAGCAGGUAAUUCGAUUAGUGAUAACAUUAACUAGAAUAAAAUCAUUGCCUAGAUUAGGAAUAAAGUAUCUUUUAAAAGUAGUUUGUCAUUGUGAAUAAUUGCCAUUUCCGGACAGAUUUGUAGUUUUAUCUUAUAAUACUCAUGCUUCCUCAUAAUGGUUUCGCCCUCAUGAAUUUCCACUGCCUUUGAACAACUGUUCAUUUCAAAAUUGUUCUAGUAAACCGACAGAAGUAACAAUUUUCACUUCCAUAAUAAAAUAAAUGAUCUUCAAGAGUA